Messenger RNA from Paraglomus brasilianum, 850 nucleotides. The record is from the annotation of a GenBank genome assembly. NCBI's taxonomy places the organism in Eukaryota, Fungi, Glomeromycota, Glomeromycetes, Paraglomerales, Paraglomeraceae.
GUAGUUGUAAAAUGAACCAGCAAGAUGUCUAUGAGUUCCAGGAACCCCUUAUACCAGACAAUUUCUGUGAGACACCAGUUUGUGCUUCUACACAAGAUUCCCCUCUCUCCAUGCCAUAUUCAAUAGUAUACUCGCGCAUAAUUGGCAGCUGUGUAUUUCAUCAGAAAUAUAAAAUAUUAAAACUUGGCUAUUACCCUGGUAAUACCAAAUUUACCAAAAAAACACCAAGUGCUAGUAUGCAGUAUAAAAUACCUGAUAAAUAUAAAAUGGAAACAAGGCUGUCAGGUUUUGAAGUAACCUGUCAAACAAAGUACAUGUCUUCGGGAAUAGUUCGUUAUUGUGUGUCAAUGAAAGAUGAAAAUGGCCAAACGCAAACAGUUCAUAGUGACAAAUCAGCCAGUGAUGCUGGAAACUUAUUUAACACUAAUAUACUUGGAAAACCAAAGACUUGUGUUUCAGGGACUAAUCUUUUCAGCUUUGACAUUGCAUGUUUACACAGUGAGAGAGAACGAAUUGUAUGUGAAACCUCUCAUACUCAGAAGCUAGCCAAACAUCCCUUUUCAAUGAUUUCUAGAUCUCAGCAGAAUAAGAGGCUAACAGCUUUGGCAACUGAAAUUCAAGGAAAUCUAGAAUCUGUCUUUGAAAAACAUCAACUGCAUACAGAUGUUAUGCUUAAGUCAGUUGACCUAAAAGUAUCCAUGCAGGAUGUUCAGUUUACAUUCUCAAAUGGAGAGGAUUCUGUAGCAUUCUCACAGCACUGUAACUCUGUUGUACAGACUUGUGAUGAGCACCUAAUUUCACGAGAAGCUUAUCAUCAAUUAGCAGCAAUAAACCCAAAGUUGAUUAGAGA